UCACCAAAUCUCACUGUUGUCUAGGCAUGAAUUCAAACGAACUCCUGUGCCAUAUUCUCUGAGCCUGUGGAGUCCGUGGAUUGGUGUCAAUUGACAGGAGGGAGCAUCUAGUGGCUGGCUGGUGGGCAGAAUGGCGUCUGUGAAGAGAACUGGGAGAAUGAACCGGCAGCAGAAAGGAACCAGGCAGUCUCUUCUGGAGAAGCUCAACGAAAAGCGGGAGUCUAACUGCUUCGUGGAGAGAAGCAACCAGGUCAGCCUGCUGCGCAUGCAGAAGAGACACUUCAGCGAGGCCUACAAGUCAGUCUUUACCAAGGUCCAGGUCAAGGAACCUCUUCCAGACAGUGGCAGAAGCUCCUGGGUCACGGAGAGCCUCAGUGCUCACUUGGAGAAAAGGCAUUUCCCUCCCCAAAAUAAUGCCAUAUUUGGAUAAUGUGCUUCUCUGGAGACAUACAAAAUAUUCUCCUUGAUCCUUCUUCGAUUUCUGUCUAAAUGAUUUACAAAAUUAAAUUCUAAAAAGAAAACA
Molecule: messenger RNA, 523 nt
Organism: Erinaceus europaeus (western European hedgehog)
Lineage: Eukaryota; Metazoa; Chordata; Mammalia; Eulipotyphla; Erinaceidae
Gene: SPATA45
Product: spermatogenesis associated 45
Exons: 3
Coding region: 131-430 (99 amino acids)
Source: RefSeq, a predicted model, not a curated record